AUGUCAGACUCACCGACCCAAGUUGUUACAGCCAUUGAUAUUGUCAAUCAGCAAGACCAGCUGGAACGAGAAGCUCAAGAAGCGCUUCCCGGUAAAUUUGAGCAGUGUACUUUUUCUCAGGGUUAUCUACGACAGCCGUUGUAUGCUUGCAAGACAUGCAGUGGCGACAGUGAACACGCUGGCAUGUGUUACAGCUGCUCCAUGAUGUGCCAUGCCGAUCAUGACUUGAUCGAGUUAUUCCCAAAACGUCACUUUCGCUGUGAUUGCGGUGUAGCAGGCAAAUUUGGAGGUCAUGGUUGCACUCUGGCCUCUGAUGUCAAACUCAACGCUUCCAAUACGGAAAACAAGUAUAAUCACAAUUUCGCGGGUCGUUAUUGCAGAUGUGACCAAGUUUACAAUCCUGAUCAAGAACAAGGCACCAUGUAUCAGUGUUCUGUCUGCGAGGAUUGGUUCCACGAUCGGUGUAUAGGAGAUAUUCCAGAGAGUUUGGCGGACUUUGAAAGUUACAUUUGUCGACAAUGCACCAACGCUUAUCCUGUUCUUAUCAAUGGCCAUCACACAUCGGUUACUUUUGGCCUAGCAAAAGGAGACAACCUAAUUCAUCGAUGGGCUACCGAGCUGCAGGAGGAUAAGCAAACACUUGGUAUGAAACGGAAAAACGAACAAGAUACGGAGCCAGAACUUGACAGCAAACGAUCAAAGACGGAAACGGACAAUACUACACCGGCUGAAACCGCGCAACACGUAGAGUUAUUAUUAAAAGACGGAUGGCGAAAAGGAUUGUGCCAUUGUACAGAGUGUGAAAAGGCGUGGAAAGAUAAUCAUCUGGAGUUCCUCUUGGAAGAAGAGGAAACAUAUGAGCCAGAGGAUGACGAGGAUGCAGGAAAAUCCCUGCUUGAAGUGGGCAUGGAACAGUUGCAGCGAAUGGAUCGUGUCAAAGCGUUGGAAAGUGUGAUGGCUUACCAAAUGUUUGCGCAAGGGUUUAAAGAGUUCCUCAAAGGCUUCCAAGAAUCGGGCAAAGUGGUCCAAGAAGAAGACAUCAAAAGAUUCUUCAGUGAAAAGCAACGUGAACGUGAAGAACGAAAACGAGAACGAUCACUGUAG
This is a messenger RNA of Radiomyces spectabilis, 1104 nucleotides long. RefSeq lists its product as uncharacterized. Lineage: Eukaryota; Fungi; Mucoromycota; Mucoromycetes; Mucorales; Radiomycetaceae. The coding region runs from base 1 to 1104 and encodes 367 amino acids. Gene Ontology annotation, cellular component: cytoplasm. Gene Ontology annotation, molecular function: zinc ion binding; ubiquitin protein ligase activity. The record is from RefSeq and is a predicted model, not a curated record. The transcript has 6 exons.